Molecule: messenger RNA, 810 nt
Organism: Striga asiatica
Lineage: Eukaryota; Viridiplantae; Streptophyta; Magnoliopsida; Lamiales; Orobanchaceae
Source: the annotation of a GenBank genome assembly
AUGAGAGAGGAAGAGAUCAUAAACAAAACAUAUAUAGGCUAUGCUGAGAAUGGAAACUUAGAUGAAUAUUUGUUCUUAGAGUACUUUGUGCAGACUGCAGAUAACAUUGAAUUUUCGGACAAAAGGAUAAGGAGAAAAGUAAGAUUUUAUACUUUUAAAGAAACAUACAACUUAUCGAGACAAAAAGAACAUGACACGAGGAGAUCACACAGUGAAAUUAAUGAUAGCUGCAGAAUAUUCUUAUCCCUAAAGUACGAUGCCACAUUUUUAACGGCCCUCAAAUUUGAAAAGGACCAAAUUCCCGAAAAUGCCCUUCACCUCAUCCCGGCCCAUAUAGACGUGAUCAUUCUCGUUACGAAAUGGGCCGUCGAGAUUAGGGGCGUAAACGUCUUUUCCAGGGUCGGCCCAAGCCCACUCCAUGAGCACGUCCAGCUGGCACUCAGACGAAUAAGAUGGGUUGGCAAUACUAGUGGCGUUUGGUGGGCUAAAGAGGUCGAGUUUGGACCGGGCUUCAGCUUCGAGCCGGACGGUCUCCCAUUGGGCCAUGUGGCGGAUAAUGUGGGAGUCCUUGGAUUGGGCCUGGCCAUUGGGCUUGUGGGUAACUGGGUCGAUACCUAUCUUGAUCAGCCUCUUCUUCAGGUGGGUGUUCCAGUAGUUCUUUAUCUGGUUAUCGGUUCUUUUCGGCAAGCACCUGUUACCAAGAAGGGCAUGAAGCUGAAUAAUUGUCUCAUCUUCUUGCCUCAAGUAAUUAGCCCAUCUCAGCCUGCAACUUUUCCCACAUCUUCUAAGCCCUAUACACAUAUAGUAUAA